Molecule: messenger RNA, 20238 nt
Organism: Pocillopora meandrina
Lineage: Eukaryota; Metazoa; Cnidaria; Anthozoa; Scleractinia; Pocilloporidae
Source: the annotation of a GenBank genome assembly
AUGUUUUGCCUUGAUUUUACGUGUAUUACAGGGUGCAAUAGAUCUCUUGGUAUUCUGAGCGGUGAAAUCAAAGAUUGGAGGAUCACUGUACGACCCUUUCGUUACUACAGAUAUAAACCCAGUCCUGUGAGCCUGCUUCUUGAAGCGACGGGAGGAGCGGGGGAAACUUGGAAACCCUACUGGUUUUAUAGAGACCUAUGGUUUCAGGUUGAACUCCAUAAUGGAUACACCUGGGUUACUGGGAUAGCGACACAAGGAAGGCUGAUUGCAUACGCGCUGCUUUAUUGGGACUGCAGAGUUCGGAAGCAGUGGUACACGGAGAGAGGACAAAGGCAUGUCAAGGUCAAGGAAAUAGCGUGAAUCAUACUGUAAAAUCAAAAGACACAGUAUGUUUUCUUGCGUCAGACCCAAAACAUUUCUGAGAAGCUGUGUAGACCCACAGGUCUCAUGGAACAGAAAGAGGGGGGAGGGACUAAACCAACUAGACCAUCCUGCUGAAUUUUCCAUGGUUAUGAUCAGUUAUGGAGACGUGAAGAUUAGUUGUUUCGAAGAAGUAACCCUCCUUGGAGAUCAGUCUUACUGAAACCCCAAGAAGCUCCUCAUAUAAGUGAUACAUUUUCAUUCUAUAGGAGUUUGAUUUGCAGAAAUCCACUCAGGUCUAAGUAUCCUGUACUAAUCGUUUCUAAUGGUUUUCGUUUACCCGUUGACGGUGCGAAAAUGACCUUUCUGAGGUACAUUCAUUUAAGUUGUGGAUAUAUGACUUCCAGAGUAGCGAGCAUGUCAGUCUUUUUACUCUGCUGGAACAAGAGCGAAGACCUCGUAAGUAUUUCAGCUGUUAGAUGAUUCUUUUUAAGGCCAGAAAUAAAAUAAGCAUGUUAUCUUUCUUAAUUUCUAGAUUUUCACUGGAAAUAGACACAAAUCUUUUGUUCGCAACAAACUUAAGACACCCAUCAGAGCUAGAUUCUUCCGUAUCUAUCCAUUGACUUGGAGAGGAAAGAUAGAAAUGAGGAUGAAGCUGUAUGGUUGUAAAGGUAAGGUGGAUGUAAACGCUCAUUUAAAUGACAGGUAGAGAAUAGAUGGUAAUUUCUGAUUAUCUAUAUGGAUAUCGCUGAAUUUUUUUUCACUGUUGGCUGAUCGUAAGAGGCAAGGUGAUCUUAUAGUUUUAAGGCUAUCCGGUCAUCUCGUUCCAUGGCCAAAUCGUUCUAAGUCAGAUUUUACCACUCAACAGUCAUCAUUUCACCAAAUAAUCAGUUCGUUCCACGCAUAUAUUAUAUAUUUUCUAAACGUGUAAAGGUGAUUUGAGUACCGAGUAGCGAUCAGAACAUAGAGGUGCAUGAACCAGAACAGGUUUCUCUCGCGAGUAAUACUGUUUGACCCAAAAGCACUUUACAUCUGGUGCGCCAAAAACGCAGGCUACGUAGUACUUUAUUGAAUAUCCUUUGUUCUGUGUUGUGGUCAAAAGUCGACAAAGAUAUACCCUCGCUAUUGUGUGAAUAGCUCUCACAUCGUUCCGUAAUACACACUGAAAUUAACAUACGACGCUCUCACUAUUACAAAAAUAGUUCUGAAAAUAUUUUCGUCUAUGUUCCGAUCGCUACUCUGUACUCAGAUUAAAGUUAAACAUUUAGAAAAUAUAUAUUGUAAGUGUGACCCUCCGCGGGAUAUCAGGGAAUAAGGUGAACGCACGCACACGGCACGCUCGCACUCUAAAGAAAAAGAACUAGCUUUUAACACGUUAGCUGCGUGCUAGCUACUUGCCUCAUUAACUUCGUAGCCAUUGUCUUGCUUCGCAUGGUAGAAACAAAGGAACGUGUUAAGAUAUUGCUUAUAAUUUUGCACGAUAUAACACGAUAACCGUGCCAAUUUUAUGAGACGCCUCUUAAAGUUGCUUUCGAUUUGUAAGGGAAGUACGUCCAAAGCUUUAAGGCUUUUUAGCUCACCGAUACACUAAGCUGAUACGAUACUCAGUAUCCAGUGCAACUUCGGUCGCUAAAUCGCCAAGCAUAAAGGAAUGUCUCGACUUGUUGUCCAUAAUUUAAGACUGUGUUUGAGUUUUUUCCUUCAUUUUUAAAUUCGUCAUUUUCUUGCGAAAAAACGGGCCGAACGAGCAAAGUCCUCUGCUCCUGAAAUCGUGAAUAAACUUUUGAAGGUAACAAGCACAAGCUUUUUGAAGUAACAAGAGCGAACCUGUGUGAUGCAAAGCAAAUGGCUACUUCGUUGAGGGUAAAUUGUGUUCUCACCAUGUUAAAUUUGUAAACCAACAAGUACGACAGUCCGCGUGAUGCAGUGGUAGCGCUUGCGCUCUUUAAAUCGACGGUUCGAUUCAUGUGCACCACGUGAACGUCAUCUUUUUUUAUAUUCUUUAUCUGACGGAGUUUGCAAAACAAUUCGACAUCUCAUAUACUUUUUUGCCGUGAAUGUUUCCUCUUUUAUUACAACUUUCGAAUGGGAUAGAAGAUCUUCUUUAUUUUCGCCUAUAUUCUGUAAGCAAUAUACCUUACAAGUACCAUCCUCACAAUUAAGAAGCUGACAAACACAAGUAAAAAAGUGAGCUGGGCUGUACAAGAUAAACUAGCGUGUUAAGGAAAUAAAGGAACUCAGCGUGUUAUAACGUGCCGUGUGCGUGCGUUCACCUUAUUUUCUGAUACCCUUCCAAUAAGUAUGUGGAACGAACUGACUCUUUUGUGGAACGAUCUAACAAUUGAGUUGAACGGUCUGACUUGGAAGAUGUGACAAUUGAACAAAAUGACCGUAAAUCGUUUCAAGGAUAACCCUAUUUUUUGUCAGACAGAAUUAUGUUAGUUUCGAAACUACUUCAGGACAGCAUUACUUUCUUUAAUAAUUAUUCUCUAUGAUUGAUUUUGAAAACUCGAGCCAUCUUCUCGAUGAAAACCAAAACCACUCAGCCAUUAAGGAAUUUUAUUGACAUGUUUUCUUGUGGUAUUUUUUUUUACUUUUAUCUAACUGGCCGUGGUGUCGUAUCACUAAUUUUGAAGCCUUGAUUAUUUUUCUUCCUUAUUGUUUUUCUUUGGAUUGAUUUUCCCAGGCGUAUGUUUGUCCAUGCCAUGUAAGAAUGGAGGCAAAUGCGUUCCUGAUUAUAUCAACGAGAACUACACAUGCGUUUGUCCUAAUGGAUUUUACGGUGAUACCUGCAGAUUAGGUAAAUAAGUGUUCAAUAUGCACCAUAAUAUUCAUCGAGAUGAAGUGGUGGUUAAUGCUUGUGAAUGGAUUGGGUGGAAUCCAAUUUGGUCUGAAAUUAUGCGUGCACGCUUUCCUAAAAGAACAGGGCGACCGUGAAGCGGAAAUCAACAACGUCUUCUUAUUAGUGAAUUAUAACUAUGAAAAAAUUGGAGAUAGAAAAUACAAGUCGGUUAGGUUGUUUUUAAAGAUGAAGAAACAAUUGACGUUUUCAGAAGAAAAUGAAACCAAUAAUCUCUACAACAGCGCUCCUCGUAUAGGUUGUACUACCGGGUUACACAGGCAAGACGCCUACACUAUAUCCAAAUUGUAAUGUCGAUCACCAUCACGUUCAACUCUUUUCUUACGGCUCUGAGAUAGAAAAUACCCGCUGAAAUGAACAUCACAGUGGCAGAAGGUAGUUGUGCAAAGCUGCGUGUCAAUUUGACAAAAAUGCAAACGUUGAUAUCAAAACUCAAUUCCCUUUUUUGUGUUUAAAAAAGCAAAUAAUUCAUGACUCCAGAAUGAAUCCUAUUUGCCAUUUCUCUAUUCCAUAACUUGUAUUUAAUUUUACCAUUUAACUGACUGUUGGCAUUUGUUUCACAGGUGACUUAUGCAAGCUUAGUAAACCUUGCUUACAUGGAGGCAACUGCUCAGCAGUCAGAUCCUGGCCUUAUUUCAAGUGCACAUGUCCUUCCAAUUACACUGGUUUCGACUGUGGAUUCGAGAUAGGUAAGUAUAGUCCAGACACGUAGAAAGCACAAAGAAAAAUAAACAAUAACUGCAAGGGUGAAAGGUGAAAACGAACGCACAAGCAAAAAAACGAUCAAACAAAACAGAUGCAAUAGAAAGAUUGUUAAAAAUUAUACAAAAUGAUUUCGUUUAAAUUGUGCAUCGGUUUUUGUAGAGGGAUAGUAUGAGGUUAUCCUGGUAUUGAGCGAUUUCCAAUUUAGUAUCGAAAGUAAUCCAAGUUUAUUUUUGUUUUGCUUUACUUCGCUCUGAGAUUGGUGCAAAGAACUCGCACUACCACCUUAACCAAUAAAACACUGAAACCAAUCUCAACUUGGUUCCCUCCCCCCCUCCCUCUACUUUCCCCUUAUUUUUUCCCGCACUUUCAGAGGGUUGCUUGUUCUUACAACGAGGUCUCAUUGCUUAAUGAUUAAACUCAAUCUUACAACUGCUCCAACAUGUAAAUCCACUGAACUAGCAAUCCUCUUUUCUUUUUACAGGUGAUCCGUGCAAUCAUAACUUUUGUCUUAACAAUGGAACUUGUCAGCGUAUAGAAGCCUGGCCGUACAGCCAAUGUAUUUGUGGUUCUGGAUACGCUGGUUUUAAUUGUGGAACCCCCACAGGUAUGAAACAGCAUAAAACCUCAAUUUACAACGGUGGGCGCAAUAAAAUGUGUCCAGUGAGUAACAUCCUUACCCCAUCAAUAUUUUUUCACCACUUUUGUGAAAUACCAUUGAUCUAGCAGGGGUUCCUAACAUGCUAUUUACUAGUAGCAUUUCUGGACUGACCAGAAUUCUGCAUAAUGUGGACUUGAAACAAUACUCUCAGUCCCUUGCUCAGGCAGGAACAAAGAGAGAGUGCAAACGUCUUAAUUAAUCAAGCUUACAAGUUGAUGGAAAGUCGGAAAAAAAAAAACAUUUCCGGAGCGUAAACUGAUAAACAGCUAAUCAUUGUUUCGCUAGAACAAGCUAUGAAAUUCUUGACCAAAUUUCUUAGCAUGUCUUCAACAAUGGUAACUCAAUUAUGACCCAAAAGAGUCGUUUUCACAACUUCCUUUACCCAAACCGACCUUACUAUCAAAAUCACGUGUCCAUUUUCUUUACAGGCGACCGUUGCCCUGACACUUUCUGUCCAAAGGGUUGGAAGUGUACUUCCUUACAUUGGCCCAUUAAUUUUUCGUGUAGUUGUACAUCAGGAAACUGCAAUGUUGCAACAGGUAAAAUAUCUUCCAUUAUUAACCUCGAAGGGCUUUUAUUAGAAGAGUUCUUUAGACACACUAAUUUCUCUGAGCAGUAUUUGUGUCGUGGCAUUUCUAUUGCAUUUAUUAUUUUCGCAUGCUUCUUUCCUAUUACCUUCCUACGAGUCUAUCACCGAGGAGUCAAAGAAAGACAUGUCUAAUUCAAGGGUAAAUAGAAACAAAUGCUUGUUGCACAAAAAUCAUAAUGUGAGUACAUCGUGGCUGAUCGUGGGGUUUCCAACCACUCUGUGUGAUAAUAUGAUUACACUCAUUCUUACAACUGCUCCAACAUGUAAAUCCACAGAACUAGCAAUCCUCUUUUCUUUUUACCGGUGAUCCGUGCAAUCAUAACUUUUGUGUUAACAAUGGCACUAAUCAUCGUAUAGAAUCCUGGCCGUACAGUCAAUGUACUUGUACUUCUGGAUGCGCUGGUAUUAAUUGUGGAACCCGCAUAGGUACGAAAUAGCAUAAAACCUCAUUUUAAAACGGUAUGCCCAACACGAUGUGUCCUGAGGAACAUCCCUUCCCCACCAUUACCUUCCACAACUUUAGUGAAAUACCACUGAGCUAGCAGGGGUUCCUAACAAGCUAUGUACUCUUAGCAUUUCUGGACUGACCAGAAUUCUGCUCAAUGUGAAACAAUACAUUCAGUCCUUUACUCAAGGAAGAACAAAGAGAGAUUGCAAACGUCUUAGUUCAUCAAGCUUACAGGGUGAUGGACAGUCGGAAAAGAAACAUUUCCUGAGCGUAAACCAAUAAAGAGCUAAUCAUUGUUUUGCUAAAACAAGCUAUGAAAUUAUAGAUUAAAUUUCUUAGCGUAUCUUCAACAAUGGUAACUCAAUUAUGACCGAGAAGAGUCGUUUUUACAACUUCCUUUACCCAAACCAUCAUAAUAUACGACCUUACUAUCAAAAUCACGUGUCUAUUUUCUUUACAGACGACCAUUCCCCUGACACUUUCUGUACAAAGGGUUGGAAGUGUACGUUCUUAGAUUGGUCCCAUGUUUUUUCGUGUAGUUGUACAUCAGGAAACUUCAAUGUUGUAACAGGUAAACUAUCUUCCAUUAUUAACCUCAGAGGGUUCUUACUGGAAGAGUUCUCUAGACACAUUAAUUUCUCUGAGCAAUAUUUGUGUCGUGGCAUUUCUAUUGCAUUUAUUUUUUCGCAUCCUUCAUUCCUAUUACCUUCCUACAAGUCUAUCACUGAAGAGCCAAAUGAAGACAUGUCUAAUUCCAUAAUAUAUAGAAACAAACGCUUGUUGCACAAAAAUCAUAAUGUGAGUACAUCGUGGCUGAUCGUGUAGUUUCCCGCCCCUCUGUGUCUCAGACUGAGAGGUAUUCAUUGAAACAGAGCUAUGUUUGAGUGACUAACAGGAGAAAAAAUAUACCGAAUUCGUACUUCCAUUGGAAGAUGAUUCAAAUUUAAAAUAAAACUAUUACUUUGAAUACAGACGAGGUAAUCUGAAUAUCGGAGACUUUUAUAUUUAAAGCAAUUUAUAUAUACGAAUUUAAGUUUUCAGCGAAGAAACUAUUAUCAGGUGAUCAAAUCGUAUUCUUGGUAAAGCUGUUUUUCCGUGCAAUAGACUUUGGGUUAUCACAGCUAAGGUUAUCACGUAAAAAAGGGUAAACAUCUUACGAGGAAGGACUGUGCAUGUAUAGGAUCUCGCGUGUGGGGGACGGUGUUGUCCAAGUCCACAUUGGCAAAUUGCCUUUGCAUCCUACUGACUUAAAACGUGACGCAGUUUUUUCUAUGAAACAAACAAAAUCCGGUGGCGCAAUUAACUUUGAUUAUAAUUCCACUAGGCUCUCUUCUAGUUGUAUACGAUACCCAAAAGAACACUCUUGACUAUGGGACAGUUUAGACCUCAAUUAUCCUGGUAAGAGAUUCAGUUAAAAUCUCUUGAUCGAAGUAGUGGCAACCGUGUCUGAUUUUUACUUAAGGAGGCUCUAUAGGGCUUUUGCUCAAUGUUGGAGCGCGCGCCAGCCUUUCGUUUUUCUAGAAAUUUUUUUUUAGGUUUUUCAAGCUCACUAAGAGCUAUCAAAAGGCAAUAAGCAAGAUUCGGACUAUCAUUUGCUGUAUUAAAUAUUAAUGAAAUGAUUUUCGUGACUAAGCUAAGGCUCCACGAAGGGUAACGCUCGCUAGUGACAAUUUGGCUUUGCCUUUGAUUUUCUUCAAUUUGAUUUGGUGAGACCUCAAAUUUUUCACUAUUUGUGAAAUGUCCUACGGAUUAUUCAAACGCCGAAAAAUAAGGGUUAGAAAGGCAGUGUAUUCGCUAUUUGUAGUUUUGUGGUUUCUUCCUGUGUCCCAAAUUUGGUCCUUUAAUUUUUUUUCAAUUAACAGGCACUAGAAAGGGCACAAAUAUGUUUAACGGUCCAGAAAAAUUUAGGAAAUUUCACAGAACGAAACGCGAUUACAUUAUUCGAAAGAUCCCUAUUUUCUUUAUCGCAAAACACUGCGUAAUGGAAUAAAACUUCACCAAGAUCUAUAUCUAAGCAUGCGUAAACUUUUCAAUCUGUCGCUAUCUGUCACCUUUUAGCAAUCUUUCCCACCGUGUUUUCUUUACGGUUGGCCUCUUUUUCAGGUGUAGAGGGCCUAACAAUAUUACGUUUACAUUGGUUGUAAGCCCUAGAUUCCACCACAUAAAAACUUUUGGUAUCGUGUUUAACUAAGUUGUUCAUAACACCAGGGCGAUUACAUCGAGCUGUCAUGUUUGUUUGCAUGUUGACAUUUUUAAAGCUUGCCCUAUGUUCGCCCCCAGAUCUUGCGCGGUCAAAAAAACAAUACAGAGCUUCCUUAAGUUGGAAUUUAUCUAAAAGCCUCAUAAAAAAUAAAUAAUCUGGUAAGAUACUUUGUAUCUUUACAUCAUAGCAUUCAAAAGUUAUGCUUUUUUUUUCAACAGUUGAUGCGUGUUUCGCCAACCCUUGCCUGAAUAAUGGAACCUGUACACUGAAUAAUAACUCACUGGGUUUUGAAUGUAGCUGCCCUUUAGGGUACAUUGGAUUUAAUUGUGGCUUUCAAGCAGGUGACAAAGGUUUCUUAAUUGAUUAAAUUAUGUCCGCUGUUCUAGUUUGUAUGAUUCUAUUCAGAGCAAGAGCUCAAUCGAUCAGUCAGUUGGUUACGUUUUAUGGAAUUUAUUUUAUUAAACUAUUGGUCAGUCAGAUUGUUUUUCUGUAAGUCAGUUACUUACUCACCCACUUACCCGCUCGUUCCAUCACUAUCUCAUUCGCCCCUCCAGUCUUUCGGUCGGUCGGUCGGUCGGUCGGUUCCUUUUCGAAAAAAUCAUACAUAACGUUGCAAAUUGCUUUUCUUACACCAUGUUUAAAUCAAAAAUAGAGGGCAUUACAACUUGAUAAUUUGCGAUUUACCCCUUGAAAUAUAGAGUUGUCGAAGUAUAUGGUCCGCAAUUAAGUAGUGACAUAUUUCAACAGGCAAUCCGUGUUCAAAUAACUCUGAACGUUGCAAAAACGGCGGAAACUGUACGCAGGAGAGUAAUAUCCUGGGAUACACAUGCAAAUGCACAUCGGAGUAUAUUGGGUUUAACUGUGGCUUUAUGAAAGGUGAUGCAUAUUCUAAAAACAUAUUAUAUCUUAAAGGAUACCUCAACUAAUGGAACACCUCGUUGUUGAAUUAUCCUAAAAUAUAUUUUUAGUAAACGAAGAACUUAGUGCGAGAAAAAUCGAAACAGAUAUGAACUGCUUUCAAAUUGGAAUUCUGUGUGUUUUGCAAUGUUGAAUCGUAUGACGAGUCACGAUUGCCACACUCAUCCUGAUGAUCUCACUUGGACUUGAUAAUAGAUUUGUGAAUAGUAAUGAAACCGUAUGACGUAAUAUGAGCUAGACUUUAGCCAUCCGUCAAAAUUCCAUGACGUGGAUCUCGAUAUUUUUCUUUAAGAAAGGAAAGCUGUCUCAAAAUUUCAUUUGCCAGUGAGGUUCUCCUUAUUUUGAAUCCAACCUGUGUUAAGGCAAGAACUUCAAAACCGCUCCACGCGAAAUUUAACCAGUUGGUCCUGCCAUUUCUUCUUCACUAACGCUGUGUUUUUACGUCUUCACAGACGAUCCCUGUUUUCCUAACCCUUGUCGAAACGGUGGAAAUUGCUUUAGGGAAGAUGGUCUGAAGGAUUUCAUUUGCAAUUGCACCUUUGGAUUUAUUGGUAAAAGAUGUGAGAGCGAGAUUGGUAAGUUUGUCUAAGAUGUACUUGUACCACUGCGGUGUUAAUUAUCAUUUGGCACCCCGAUUGGCCUUGAAAGUCAAGAUUAACAAAAUCGGACGACCACGAAAUAGGAGUCCGCUUUUGUUAUUCACGAGUAUGAUUACAGAAAAAGGUUCUAGGACACGAAUUCCGUUUAUUAAACGAUCAAAACCAUUAAAAAAAACUUUUGGUUCGUACAAAUAAUAAUUGAUCCAGUACUGACCUGGUUUAUAAAAAAUUUACAAAUUGUCGUAGAUGUUUCGGCUUUUUGAUUUGGUACUUUACACAAGCCUUGAAAUCUAAUUGAUUGUUGAGAUUUAGUAAAGUUUUCUUUAGGUGAAAAAGAUGUGAUUUAAAACAAAGUCGAUUUGACGAGAACCCAUCAGGUUGCAAGGAUCACCUGUAUUUUAAAAUGGCCCUAAUAUAGGCUUUAACUGUGUCAAUAAAAUGCUCGAACAUCGAUGGAAAUAAAAACACGUUGUUCGUGGCUUAAUUCACUGUCUCGGGUUCAAACAAUUUAAUUUUCACCGCUACGAUUAAAAAAGACGUGAUCGGACAGGCCGAGCGGAACCAAUUGUAAUAUACAUGUAGCACCUUUCAUGGGUGAUCAAUGUAAACCCUAACAUCAGUAUGCAAAUCCUCCACAAUGUUCUCUACGCAUUUCUUACAGUAAUAAACAUGUGUGACCCAGUGGUAAGACUCUAGUUAGAAAUUACAAGCUAGUCACUCUUGGUGGUUAAGAGGUUAAGGGCUUUUAAGUCAUUUAGUCAACUACACUUCCACAAUUGGUGAAAAUCUUAUGAAUUAGAAGAUGCGAGGAUGGAAGGAGAGAUAUCGUCAAUUUGCCUUUAACAUCAUACUUUUUACUUAUGUAGUUCAUGGGAAUUGGAGUCACUGGACACCAUGGCCGAACUGUAACAAGCCGUGUAAUAACGGAACACGAACAAGGAGGCGUGCAUGUGAUAACCCUAGGCCAGCUUUUGGUGGAAAAAGAUGCGAAGGGUUAACCUUUGAGUCUGAGCGCUGUAACCAAGAAAAGUGUCCAGGUAGAAGAUUUCUCAAUCUUUUCUUUUUCUUAGCAUGUUAAGUGUUGCUCCCAGAAGCUCAAAGGUCAAACGAGUUGACGAGAAAGUGAAUGAAGGUCACUUGUCAUCCUAGAUUAGAAUCCUUUUUCAGCCAAAGUUUCCCUCGAGAGGGCAAUUUUGUAUCUGUUUUAGUGGCAUGUAAGGUUCAGCUGUAUUGGUUUCGGUGGUGAGUGUUUCUGUCAACUAAUCUAGUUUGAACAGGCAGCCCCACAGCAUCAAAUAUUCAUUAAAUGUGGAGAACAAAAAAAAAACAUCUUCUGCUCACUUCUCUUCUCUUUUCAGCCGAAAAUGUAAAAUACCAGGUUAAGUUAAGAGGUGAAACAUGGGAAUAUUCUCUUGCGGAGGUAGAAAGUACAAAAUACCCGGAACUUGCGGAUAGAAUCAAAAAAGCUGUAAAUAUAUCAUUUUUAUUAUUUCUCUUCGAAAUGUUUUGAUUUCUCAAAUAAGUUGAAUUUAACUUUGUUAGCUUUUGAUUAUAUAUGGCCCGCCAAAACUGUCUAUACUAUUUUCUCCUUUAGGUUAAGGACUUUUACCACAGGAGGGAUGAAAAUGUUAAAGUUGACAAGCUAAAGUUCAAGUAAAUCCUCUCUUUUAGAUUGAUAGUCUAUUGUCUCCUCUCACAGCAGAGCAAUUCAUCGCACGAUUAAUUUACAUACACAUUGUUUAGGAUCGUCAGAAUCCAUAUUUAAAAAAGGUUUGACUUUGCAUAUCUUUAAUCGAAUCCAUCAUUUGUUAUAGGAAAGGAAGUGUAAUUUGUAGUUUUAACGUCACCUACGAGAGCAUAGACUCGCUACAGAUCGUCUCUUUCCUGGAGGAAAUAGCAGGAGGAUUACUGGGAGAUAUUCCAGUUGCGUUAGACAAGAUCGAAACCAGUAACGGUAUGCAUAACAAAGUUUGUCAGCCAGAGUGAUUAACAAUUAUUUGUGUCUGUGAUAAUGAACGACGCGUGCUUAGAUUUAGCGCGCAUUUAUUAGGGCUUAAGCUACCUGUUCAGUGAUGACGUCUGCGAUUUGUUACUGAACCAUGACAAAAUGGAAUUUACGUGUAUAAUAUAAUAAGGAAGCUAAAAAUUGUUAAUGGGGAAGUCAUGUAUGCGUCUGUCCUCUAAUAAAUCACGAGAACCAAUCGAAAUAUAUGUUUAUUUCACCUGAUCAUAUAAUUCUUGUUUUUAUUUUCUCUCCCAGUACCCCAACAAGCUCCUGUGGAUUUGAAAGCCAAAAGCUCCAAAUCGACGAGUAUUGUCAUAAAGUGGAGGCAAAAUCAUUCCUUCUCAACUCUGGGUAAUAUGAUUGUCUACAAAGAAGCUAACAAAAAGUUCAAGACUAACACCACGAAGUCAGUUCCACUCAAUGCAUCUGAAGCGAUGCUGGAGGAUUUGAAAAAAUUCACAAAUUAUACCAUCCGUGUGUUUGCCUUUUCAAGUAAUGGUAAUGGGGUGCCAAGUGAUGCUGUCACUGUAAGAACUCAAGAAGAUGGUAAGUUCAGAAAGAUAAGACUAUGAAGCACUUUAACAUUUCUUUAAGAUAUUUUUUUAAUGAAUGGAUUUGAUAUCUUAUAGAGACUAAGAGAUCUGCGAAUGCGGCUAUAGUUUGUUGAGGGUAGCUAUUCCUUUUGUUUUUGUUCUCUUGGGUUGGUACACUAUGAUAGACCAACCAUUGAAGGGUGUUGCGGACAAGAAAACUCCAGCACACCAUGACUUGGGUUGAUAUUGUAAAAUGGCCACUGCAAAGAGUUUGAAAAUUGACGUUUCGAGCGUUAGCCGUUCCUCAAAUUGCUCGGACGAAGGGCUAACGAUCGAAAUGUUUGCUUUAAUACUCUUAAUGGUAGCCAGUUUGUUCUGGCUUCUUUACGUUAUCAUGUAUCUAUUGUGUCCUAGUGCCAAGUGAGCCACCCCCUGACAUUGUUGUCAAAUCAACAAGUUCAAGUACAAUUCAUGUGUCCUGGGGGCCGAUCAGCCAAGCUUUCGUACACGGGAUACUUAUGGGGUACGAAGUCAGUUACGCAAAGGAUGACGAGUCAUUAGCAUGGGACAACAAGACACUUGAUGCCAACGCACAUGAAACAGUUUUAAGUGACCUGGAAUAUUUCACUCCGUACAAAGUUGUGAUCUGCGCGAGAACAUCUCAAGGAUGUGGAAAAAAUGUCUCUCGCAAUGCAACCACAUUUGGUGAUGGUGAGUUGAAGAUUUUAUGAUAGAAAAUGAUCUAGCUACGAAUCUAUUCUCAAUCUCUUGAGACUUUCAAUCUCUCUUUAAAACGUUCGGUAGCCGGCGGAAACCUUUCGACCAAAUUGGGAUUUAUUUAGGUUACUUAAAGAAAAGAAGGUCACGGGGCCCAGUAAAAACUGUAUUUAUCUUAUGGCCGACAUACAGUCGGUGUGCGAUGAUCAUUUACAUUACUAAGAAAAUCACUCAUCUAUGUAUGUAUCUUUCCAUGCACUCUCGUGAGAGAAAACUCCCCAAGGGGCUUUUCACUCAUUUAAUCGCUUGCUAAUCAUCGUUUUUCUCUGGGUAGAAAUUUUCAAUUAUUGUACUAACAUGUUUUGCUUUUGCCUUUACUCUAGUACCCAGUAAGCCUCCACAAAACGUGACAGCUGAGAGAUUAAAGGCUGCAGAAUCCAUCAACGUCACCUGGAAUGAAGUGCCGUUUGGUCACGUGAAUGGUCUGUUGAUGGGAUAUUCCAUAAAGUACCGAAGAGUGAAAACAGCCGAGAAAAAUGUAGUUCACUUGGAGGAGACGGCCAUAGCAAAAUCAACUGAUCUCUGGAUAGUACUCAAUGUUCAAACCUACUCGGUUUAUAAAAUCGAAGUGGCGGCUUUUACUCAAAAGGGCCUGGGGCCUUAUAGUGAAUAUAUCUAUGGUGGUAGGUAUAGGUAUAAAUAAUUCGGAAUAGCUUAACGCUGUAAUCACUGAGUUCAAUGACAAUGUACAAAAUGUCCACCAUAAAGAGUUUCAAAGCUGGGCGAAUGCUUGAAUAGCUAUCCUCUCUGAAUUACAGAUGUUUGGACUUAUCCCCUCCUUAACAUGUCAUGUCAAUAUUGAGAAAUUAAUCAUUUUUAAACACAGGGUGGGGUGGGGGGGGGGAGAGUUCGGAGGAUCACAUGAUUUUCUGGGGGAAUAGUUAGAGUGGACUACUGAACAUUGACUGCUAAUGAAUGCUACUGAGCCUUAUGGGGGAUCAGGUCAAUGUAAUUAUGAUAGAAGUAAAGUCUUACGGACCCCACUUCCCUGGCGAUGAAUAAUUAUCGGUCCCUAACAAUUUGGUGAAUAUCUCUCAUCCAUAUUUUUCGUUUACUUUAAAGAAACCUGUCGCUGUCCAAAGACUCUUUACACGAACUAUUGGUCAACUCCGCCGUAUCUAAAAGUGAAUCUAAAAGGAAACACUCUGGAUGGCAUUUUUAGUCACAUUGUCACAGAUAUGAUUUAUACAGCUUGUGGAGAGUGUCCUGCAUACGGUUUCACCGAAAUCAACUUGGCUUCAAACGGAAAUGGACAGCGAUCCGGCAAGGAAAGCCUUGUAGACGUUCUUGGUGACAUCGAUGAAGUUCCACAAAUAAGUUUUCCAAUCUACGGCAACAGAUACGUAACAAGAUUUGGGGGCAUUCACCCUUAUGUCAACCUUGUGGAGUCCCCUGGGUUGGCUUUUGUCGCCGCCAAGAGGACUCCAGGAGCAGCUGCAAGAAACAUUGUAAGCGCUGUGUUUUCUUGCUUUCCACUGGUACUACUAUCUGCAUGUAUGGCCUUUCUUUCCGGGUUCAUUAUAUGGCUUUUGGUGAGUAUAUAAUAUUUCGCUGUUAUUCAUUUAAAAAACGAAAGCUUUUUAGGAGUAGAGUUUUGGACUCAACUUCACACACUUCAAAAAAUAAUGCAAUAAUGGUAAUAAUGAUGUAAAUAUUCUCAUGACCUUUUUCUGGAAAAAGUAUGGAUAUUACAGGGAGAAAUUGCAUGUCAAUCACCUUUAGGAGUUCAAGGGUUAACUGAGUCUAUGAACCGCCCACAAGGAAAUAUAUCGCUUUCGUGGAUUGCACCUCAACAGUGCCGUGUACCUUAUAACCUAAGUAGACUUCAAACUUUUGUUUGUUUUGUUUUGUAUUCUUAAUUGAAGUUAAAACAUUGGGAAUGUUUCUCUCGUCAUCGUUCCCUAUCUCAUUAUUCAGGAUAUGAAGAACAACUCAGAUCAGUUUCCAGCCUGUUUUAGCAAAGGUAUCGGCGAAGGACUCUGGUGGUCGUUCGUCUCCAUGACUACCGUUGGGUAAGCAAACCCUUAACAUUUGUUAUUUGUGCCGAAUCUAUUAUCGGUGUUUACUUCUUAGCAGCCCUUUUUCGUUAUCGUGAACCCAAGCCCCUCCUCUCCUCUCUGUAUGUUCACUUGACUGUCUGUCUGUUUUUGUUUUCAGCUAUGGAGACCGUUUCCCCUGUUCUGUUCCUGCCCGUAUUUUUGGUAUCGCAUGGACCCUCACUGGAAUCGUUAUUAUCUCAAUUCUUAUUAGUGCGAUUGCGUCGGCGCUGACGAUUGUCAACGUUCCAUACCCAAUAAAAUUGUAUGGUGCAAAGGUGCGUUUCGAUUGUAAAUACAUAAUCAGUUUUCUUAUACACGCGGCACAGCAGGCUACAUGGCAUUACUUCAUCUUACUUUACUAACUAAUUGAAAUCUCACGUUGCUUGUCUCUAGUUUUAUCUAAAAAACAAAGGAGUGGAUUCCAUUUCCUUCAGGGACUGUAAAUUACGUAUGCCGUAUAUCAGAAUCUAAUGGAAACUGGAAACUGGUACAUGAACUGCAUGAGAAGAUGUAGCGAUCGCAUUACUGAUGGUCUAGCCACGGAAAUAGUUACAGACAUAGUUAUAGCAUUGUUACGGAAAUAAUAACUCUUCAUUGUUACUGGAAAUGACUGUUUUACAGACUUAGCGUAAUCGAGCAUGCCCUUUUAAAACGUUCAGUAAAUAUCAGUUCUGAUAGUAUUUCUUUGAAUUUAACUUAGAUCGGAGCAAUUCAAAACUCCACGGAAAAUCGAAUUGGCACCCUAAAGAAUGCAAGAGUAAAUGAAGGUAAAAACAUGAAUCCCUAAUCCUUACUGGUCAUUAAGAUAUUUUGUGAGUAUAUCUGGUGGGUUGAAAAAAUGGAGGGGUUCCGAAGCCUGCUUGCGAGAACGCGAGUUGCGCGCGCCCUUAAAAGCUAACAUGCACGAGAGAGAUACCGAAAUAAACAGAAGUAACCAAGUCACGAUUCGCUAUAGCUUUGCAUGUGAUUUGCCGCGAGUGUGCUAUAUUAAAUGACCAAUCACGAAACAGAGUAGAACAAAAUUUAGCAAUCCGUAAUCCCUUUCGAUCCUUAUUUAGGAGUUGAAAUAACCUGUUAAUAGUCCUUCAAAUUAGAAUUUUAAAAUGGACAAGGCAAAAAAAGUUUUCUUAUUGUUUUUAUCCACAGAAAAGAACUAUAAAAAUCUUGAAGAAAUUCGUGCAGCGCUCGAAAAUGGAGAAAUUGAGGGUGCCCUUAUAGACACGUACGUUGCUGCAGAUCACAAGAGCGAACUUUUCAGUGACAGAAUCUAUGUGAAGCAGAUUUUGGACCAGCCACUUGGCUAUGGAGUUGUUCUUUCAGGAGCAGCAGUGAAUGUGGAGCAGAGAUGUCGGGACUUCAUAAACCUGCACAUGAGUAAUAUAUUCCACAUGAUAACCAUCUCGACAAAGACACUUGAUGUAAGUGAAAUUCAUAGUUGUUAUUUUAAUAUUUUAUAUUAAAGUUCAAUAACGCGCGCUUUCACUAGCUGAAAGAGAAUACUGUAUGAGAGCAUCGAGCAUUGAGCUGAGCUAAAGUUGUCGCGCCAUCUGCUAAGCUGUACUAUGUCGAACCCUUUCCUGGACUUCUCUCAAACCUUUUUUUCGUUAACUGAAAGUGAAAUUUCGGAAUAAGUGAGCCAACAAGUAGCGACAGAAGACCCAACAAAGGUUUGCAAACAUGCUAGGUGCCGUAAUUUGCGCUAUUACAACGUGAGCAGAGACGAAAAUCCUCAAUGAGAAAGUGAAAUGGACAGUCCGAGUUUUGAAGGUUUUCACCCUCCCUACACUUUCUUCGUGCUGUAGCCGCUUCCUGCGUGCUUUUACAACUGCACAGAGCACAAUCAAGGCUUCCCUAUUUGUUACGUAUAAGCUUAGUUAAUGCAACCAAUAGUGACUCUUUAAAAUGGAGUUGUAUUUCCUAGGUGGACUCAUUAUCAGUGAUAAAACCAGGGAGAAGUACGUGGUCCGGACCACAACCCUACCCCCAUCAGACCAAUGAAUGUUUGCAAACUUCUUCCAUCACCAGGGUCUUAUAUUAAUGCUCAACCUAAGAUCAUAAUUUCCCGUCAGAUUGGGAAGUGGGCAUAGUAUUAUUUGGAUGUGUCACAAUAACAUUUGCCUGAUCCUACCCAAAGGCUCUGUAGUAUUCUAGUUAUCCCCUACAUUGCCGGUCAAUUUUCCAUAACCCCACUACCCUCCCCUAUAGGUUAUAAAAUCGCUUCUCCUCCCUCUCCCCUUUCUGUUCUGUUAGCAACGACUGAUCCUCUCCCUUCCCCCCUGAAAACCGUGCGAUCCCCCCAAAACCUCAAGCUCCUUGCAGGUGAUCAAUAAUGGCUGGUCACAUAUUAUACCUGGCCCGUAUAAUUUUUUUCUUUGACUGUAUUCUUUAAUUGAUUAAAAAUACUUUCGUGGUUGUUGUUGUUGCUGUUGUUGUUGUUGUUACUGUCGAGUUUUCCUUUCUGUGCUUAUUUCUUGUGGUCUCUCGCAGCCUGCUCCUACAGAUGAAAAUGUGGAAUCAAGUACAGACUUGUUCGACGGUUCCUCCGUUAUGUUCCGCAUAGCCUUAGCUUCCUUGUGUGGAAUGCUUGGAUUAGCAAUCAUUGCUGGGAUAACUUACCACUAUCUGAUUUUCGUUCCACGCCAAAAGAGAGGUAAGACGUCUUAUCUCUUAUCUUGAGGGAAUAUUUUUCAGGAAUAAGUACAGGUAAAAUCGAAAAUUCUAUGUAUUUCUAAGCAUUCUUGUACCCAGAUAUUUCAUGGCCAAUCAGCUGUUACACCUGAACAUGAAUGAAAGUGAUCUUCGCAGUGAUGUGGACUACUUAGGCAGUAGUGAAAAUAAGGCCUGAAAAAAAUUCAGGCUUGUACGGGAUUUGAACCCAUGACCUCUGCGAUACCGGUGCAGCGCUCUACCAACUGAGCUAACAAGCCAACUGGGAGCUGGUCAUGAUGGUGGUUCUAAAUAAACCCGUGAAGUGAUGAAUAGACGGUUAAGAAUAUAUGAAGAUCAUAUAUUUGAACUGCGGAUAAAGACAUGAAUGAAAGCUGUUACACCGUAGGAUCUUGGUACGAGAUUAAUUACAGGCAAUCACAGCGCUUUGAAGUUUGGCUACUAAGGAAUUGGAAUUCUUACCUAUUAACCCAACAACUCCUAGAAGUGAUUAACAUGCAUCUUGUACCUAUAAGGAAAGAGAGAAGCAAUUCAGGAUAAUAACACAAUUGAAUUACGUGACAGAGUCACUGGUCACGGUGUAUUUUAGAAUGCGCCUUUAUCGCCGGUUACACCGAAUAGAAUCCUGGGGUUCGGUUCUGAAUUGUUCAUAGAGGUUUGAAUAGCGUAAGCUGUCAGAACUCAAAUAUGAAAUAACAUAAGCCAAAUUUUUAAAAUGAGUUUGCAUUAUAAUAUUGACCUAGAGCUAAUCAAAUUAUGAUAUUCGAUACGUUUUGUUGACGUCUUUCGUCACGAGAUAGUAAAAUUUGCCAAAUUUUGGCCUUUUAAAAUGUUUAAAGUAUUAAUCCGUGUGGUCUAAAGCUCUCUCCUACUAUAUUUCCAACUUAAAUGGUUAAAAUCAAAGAUUUAUCGAGCUACUUAUAUAAAACGGUCGGAGGUUGCUCAAUGAACUCAUUUGCAUAAUCGGCUGUCACGCUAGCGAAAUCGGUAAAACUUUAAAGUCACCACGGCGAGGAAAAUUGAUAAGUGCAGGAUGUUUUUAUAUUUUUCUGCAGCCAAACGUCUUGUUAGAAGAAAUAAAGCGGAGUUUUCAAUGGUCUGGUCUGGAAUUGAGCAAUAUCAACCAAGAAAGAAACAGUCGUUUUGACCAAUUUGAGAAAGCUGUCUAACGAGUGUUUUUAAAUAAAUUAUGACGAACCUCUGAGUAAACGAAUAUCAAAAUUGAAAUACUUUUUAUACACCUUACAUAUCACAUAGUCUUAGAAUACAAAAGAUUUUUUGCUGCAUGCGAUGUGAUACGAGGACCGGGCUUUUCAACUUUUGAAGUUUUCGAUGUCGUAAGAGGUCAAAAAAAAAGGGUCGUAGUUUUGGAAGUUUUUAUUAUUUAGAGCUCUAAAAAUUUUAUUGUAAUGUAUUUCCAGAAACUAAUGUGGUUUUUUUAUUUACUUGCUACCAAAGAUAGUCUAUUGGGCAAAGUUUGAGAGAAAACUUUUUUCCGAUGCGAAAUGCCCUGGACCGCACUUAAAGAGAUCGCUACUUAACAAUCAGAUCUUGGGAGUUUAGUGGUCAAAUAAUUAAAUGUUACAAUUGCAUUUCUUUAUUUUACUGACUAUGGCUCCUUUGCAGCAAUAGUGUUGACAGGAAGACAUUACAUUCGCCCCCACUUUUGGCGAGUUUUUGGGGAUGGGGUGGGGCAGGCUUUAAUAGUUACGAGCAGCGCGUUUUUUUUUAUUCUUUAUCGUAAAUUAUUGUAAGCUCCAACCAGUAAUUUUGGACUCAUUGAUAAUUAAUUAUUAUAUCAUUAAUCGUCAGUAAAUAUCCUCAACCUAUCUUUUCUUUCUUUUCCAGUUGACAGGCUAAAAGCAUCUUCAUCCCAACUUGCUCGGAAAAAAGCCCUAGUUGCAGAAAUGAGAGAUUUUGUACGCAUUUUUCACUCACAGAUGUCCACUCGAAUAUCUUCAGAGAUGGAUAAGUGUAAACAAGUAUUAAGAGACAUAAGAGAGGAAAGAAACAUUUCUAAGCAAGGCGGUGCACUUUUAUUAAACAAUGUUAAAACUAAUCCAAUCUACUCAGAUUCGUCUGAGGGAUGUGAUUCUGUUGUGGCACAGCGACCUUUGGUAUUCAAAUCAGCGAAGAGUAUUGAAGAGCUUAACAAACAUAACACUUUUGUAAACAUUGCUGCCCUAAAUUCUUCCGGAGAAAACUUAAGCCUUGAGAGUGACUCUGAUAACUGUACGAAAUGAAGUAACUUUGUGUUAGGUUACACGAAGAACUCAAUAAUAUAAUGACGACAAAGCUCAGAUCAGUUGAUGGAUGAGAUGGUGCUCAUGUUGCUAUGGUAAUUUUACAGGGUUUAGGAGAUGUUUAUAGCGGUGGUCUUUGACAGUUAGGAAUUCUGUUAUUUCGAUCUUUCACCGUGACGCGACAAGCAUUAGUAGUAUAGAUUUAUUGAAGCUGUUUAAGUAACUUCAAGAGCAUUUGCUUUGAAAUAAACGAGACUUAUUUCUAUUUGUAAUCACAAUAACUGGGCAUUGUAUUUGUUAGUGAUCUUUUGCCGUAAGACUACAACGAUUAAUAGCAAACAUUUUUUGUAGCUCUAUGAAUAGCUCCUUAAGCAUUUGCUUUGAAAUAACAAAGACUUAUUUCAAUUUGUAAUCAGAAUUUCUAUUUGUAAUCAUUAGGCAUUGUAUUUAUGAGUGAUCCUUAGCCGUAAGACGACAACGAUUAAAAGUAAAGAUUAAUUGUAGUUCUAUGAAUAGCUCCUUAAGCAUUUGCUUUGAAAUAAACGAGACUUAUCUCUAUUUGUAAUCACAAUAACUGGGCAUUGUAUUUGUUAGUGAUCUUUUGCCGUAAGACUACAACGAUUAAUAGCAAACA